Xiphias gladius (swordfish) is the source of this 2375-nucleotide messenger RNA. It is a transcript of the gene uts2r1, whose product is annotated as urotensin-2 receptor. Gene Ontology annotation, molecular function: urotensin II receptor activity. The transcript is spliced from 4 exons. NCBI's taxonomy places the organism in Eukaryota, Metazoa, Chordata, Actinopteri, Istiophoriformes, Xiphiidae. Gene Ontology annotation, biological process: regulation of blood pressure; neuropeptide signaling pathway; blood vessel diameter maintenance. The coding region runs from base 497 to 1588 and encodes 363 amino acids. The record is from RefSeq and is a predicted model, not a curated record. Gene Ontology annotation, cellular component: membrane.
GUAGCUUGUGAUCCUCAUUUCUCAUCAUCAUUUCACUGAUGUUCUCGUUUUCUAUAUUUUCUUAAAUUUCUCAACUGCCGAUGUCACAGCUGACAUCCAGUGUAUGGAUGCUACCAAGGUGCACAAAGGGUAGAGGGAAUGGAAGAGAACUUUUAAGGCUUUUAUCAGAUUACCGUUCUCUUGAAUCUAAACACUUUGGAUAGGUUUAUUUACUGUUGAGAGACUACUCAACAAUGGAGGGGUUUUUGUUGUAGUGGAUGUUGUUGCAUUUAGGUUAUUUCCCCCCCUCGAGACUGCUGUAUACUGCUGUAUUUUUUUUUCCUUUUGUUCCACCUGUGUGUUUCACCUCUCAGAUACUCUGUAGAAUCUGUUGGGACUUUUAUGGAGUGUGAAAUAUUUGCAGUAUGUGCGAAGUUUGGAGGAGCAAAGUGAGACAAAGCAUGGCUGAUGGAACUGCAGAGUGUUGAACCCCUCUGUCCCAGGAGGCAGCCCAGAGAUGACCACAGUGUCCAUGGAGCCUGUAGGAGUCCUCGUGGAAAGGGGCGCCAAUUCCACUGACCCCCCUCUGAACUCACAUGAGGACCCAGUCGCCACCUUUACUAUCGGCACCAUUCUCUCCAUCAUGUGCCUUGUCGGAGUCUCGGGGAAUAUCUACACCUUGGUGGUCAUGUGCCACUCCAUGAGGAAUGCAGCUUCUAUGUACAUCUACAUCAUAAACUUAGCUUUGGCAGAUCUGCUGUAUCUUCUCACCAUACCCUUCGUAGUCUGCACACACUUCCUGAAGGGAUGGUACUUUGGGAACACAGGGUGUCGGAUUCUGAUCAGCAUGGACUUCCUGACCAUGCAUGCCAGCAUUUUCACGCUGACAAUUAUGAGCACGGAGCGCUACUUUGCCGUGCUGAAGCCACUUGACACAGUCAAGCGAUCUAAAAGUUAUCGGAAGGCCCUCGCUCUGCUGGUCUGGGCAGCUUCUCUCAUCCUGGCCCUACCAAUGAUUGUGAGCCUUCAGCUAAUGACAGUGGGCAAGAAAGCUAUGUGUCAGUCCACUUUGUCCCCACUCUCCUACAAGGUUUACCUCUCCUUCUUGUUUUGCACUAGCAUUGUCGCUCCAGGACUGAUUAUUGGCUAUCUCUACACCCAGCUUGCACGCACUUAUUGGGUGUCACAGACACAGACCUUCAAACAGACGAACAAACUUCCCAAUCAAAAGGUGCUAUACCUGAUCUUCACCAUUGUGCUCCUCUUCUGGGCAUGCUUCCUGCCAUUCUGGAUCUGGCAGCUGCUGGAUCAGUUCCACCCUAGGCUGUCCCUCUCCACCAAAGCCAAACGCAACAUCAACUACCUGACCACGUGUCUGACGUACUCCAACAGCUGCAUCAACCCUUUCCUCUACACGCUGCUCACCAAGAACUACAAAGAGUACCUGAGGAAGCACAAGCGCUCCUGGACAACUGGCAGCUACUUCAACAGAAGGAGUCGUUUUCAGCGUUCACCUCGCAGGUCACCAUCUUCAAGCAGUCAGCAAUGUACUGAGAGCUUCAUGCUCACGCACACAGCCUCCCUGCGAGCUCAUAACAGCAGUUUGUGAGGUAUGAUAUGAGGGCUGUGCUGGCUGAGGAAGAGGAAGAAAGGACAGGCAGAACCUGCUGGAGAUGACACAAGACCCUGAACAGACCCUGAACGCCUCAUCACCCCAACUUUGAAAGAGGACGACAAAGGCAGAAGUUUCUUUAGUAUUUGCAGUUCAAUAUGUGUGGGCACAAUGAACACCAAUAGGAACUGAGUGAGGAGCUGGCUGCUUCUGUUUGACAGCGUGUACAAAAUAGACACCCUCAUGUCUGUAUUUAGGCUAUUUGUCACUCCCAUGAUGUCCUGUGACAUGAGGAGGAAGAUCAGCGUCUUACAUAACACAAGAGAUUUUUGAACUUUUAUUCUUUCUCAUAUGUUUACCCUCUGUCCUUCUCAUGCUGCAUUGUGUUGGACUGCAUGUCAAAGUGUCUCUGAAACUGUUAUUUCUUGGUGAUUGAGGAGAUGUGCACGUAGUGACAACAGGGGAGUAAUGCUGUUGAAGCAAAAGAGAGGUAAGGACGAGAUUAUUGAGGCAUCAGUGGUUUGAUUUCAGUGGGGGGGGGGGUAUAGUAAUGUAAUAGUAAUGUCAGUCAAGCUGAAGUGAAAAGAAAAGCGUGUGACAUGAUAUUUUAAAUCCAUGACAGAUGAGAAGAGGCUUCAGCUGUAGCCAAUGAAUGCUUUAUGGAGGACAUCUUGAAUGUUCUUAUUUCGAAACAGUACUUUGACAUUUUAGGAAAUAUGCGUAUUCGCUUUCUUGUUAUGAGUUAGAUGAGAAGCUGCAUACCAAACAUGAAUAUACACCAAUC